Molecule: messenger RNA, 625 nt
Organism: Sorex araneus (European shrew)
Lineage: Eukaryota; Metazoa; Chordata; Mammalia; Eulipotyphla; Soricidae
Gene: FATE1
Product: fetal and adult testis expressed 1
Exons: 5
Coding region: 1-555 (184 amino acids)
Biological process (GO): negative regulation of apoptotic process; negative regulation of mitochondrial calcium ion concentration
Cellular component (GO): mitochondrial outer membrane; endoplasmic reticulum; mitochondria-associated endoplasmic reticulum membrane contact site
Molecular function (GO): ubiquitin protein ligase binding
Source: RefSeq, a predicted model, not a curated record
AUGGCAGGAGGACCUUCAAAUCUGAAGGAGGAGAUGGAGGUGUCGGAGCUGACAGUGGAGGAAGAGGAGGUGACUGCCUCAAGCCAUCUUCAAGGCCAAGAGCCCCAGGUGACAGAAAUACUGGAGCGUGGAAUCCGGUCCCUGGGUGUCAUUCACCGCCGACAGAAGUUGGAUUCAAAACUGCCUGGCUCUACUGCAAGCCAACAGAACUGGAUUGUGACUGUCCCCAAGACCAAGAAAUGGGUGUCCCAGCUUCCCAGGAUGCUGAGAGAUCCAGGACAUGGAGAAAGCUACAGCCAGGAGGGUGCCAGCAGCUCCCUGACUGUGGGAUACCGAUCUGAGCGCCGCAUGGAAACAGACAGAGUGGUGGAGAUUGGCCCGGAGGAGCUCGGUGGCCUGGAGUUGGAGGUCAUGAGGCGCCAGAUCCAGAUGAUCACUGGGCGCCUGCGGGACCUGGAAGAGCAGAGUGCCACGUGGCGCCAGCGGGAUGUCCUGUUGGUCACCAUGCUGGUGUCGGCCUGCAUCGCCAAUCUGUGGCUGUGGAUGCGCCAGUAAAUGCCUGCUCGCCUCAAGCCCUGUGCUCCCACCACUUCACCCCUAUUUCAUGGCCUUUGCAUAUGCUAUG